UUUUUUCUUUCUUUUCUUUUAUGUGUUUGGUCCUUUUGAACUCGAAGCCUAACCGCCCAACACGUUGAUAAUCAUUUAUGGUAAGUCCUUGGUGAUCAAGAAAAACUUUUGAGUAAAUAUUCUAUUAUCUAUUUUUCUUUUACCCUAAAACAAAAAAAAAUUGGAGAAUACACUAUUUUUUAAAUUUCUUCUCUCUGAGGAAAGCUCUUCUUGAGUCGCACAUAAUUCGAUCCAGACGCAGUGUUGUGUACUAGUCUUUGAGAGAAAGAUGAACGCUGUUGCUAAAACAGCAAUUUUCAGACCGCAAAAGUAUUUUUCUCUCUUGAAUAUUGCGUUUUUUCAUUCCACUUCUGUCUUGGAACGCAAACGUGGUUCCUCACCUUCUAGUUCCGUGGGUAUAUCUAGAAUAAUUGAUAUGUAUCAAUAUUUCAACAGUUUAUUUUAGGUUUUUGAGAAAAAAAAGGAUGUGUUUUCUCUACGUUUUAGAUAGAUUUUUAACAGGUGUUCCUGAAUAUACAGCUUCUGAAUUCUGAUUAUUAUUUUGUGUGUGUUUUUAAAAACUUUUCAAGCAGAAAUCAAAGGCUAAGAAGAACAAGAGAUCAAAAAAGUUUUUGAGGGAGCAUCAAGGAAAAGUAUGUUUUGGUGAUUAAUUGAUAUGCAUCUAUGUCUACUUCUUCUUGAUUUUUGAGAUAGUGUUUUAGAAAAGUACUGCUGCUUAAUUUUUUUUGGCAGAAAUCAAAUGUUAAGAAGUUGUUGAGGGAGCAUCAAGAAAAAGUACAUCGUGCUGUGGAAGAACUUAGACGUGAAAGAGAAGAGGUAAAUGAGACUUAUAACUUACCAAAACACAAACAAAACGUUUUAGCUCUAGUGUAUAAUGUCUCUUGUCCAUGAGUUAACUGUUUUUAACGCUCUUGGUGUAAUUACACAUUAAUUAGGCCGCUGCUAAAAAGGCAAAAGAAAACCUGAAUACACGUGAAAGUAGGUGGUUGUCCCUUUUAAAAAUAUAUCACAAGUUGUAGCUUUGUUGAAUCACAAGGUGCAAUUACAUACAAAAUUCGUAUUAAGAAACAUGUGUUACAUUUUGAAGGUCAAUUUGAUUGCGAGGAUAAAGACUUUGAUAUUGUAUUCCAAUCUUUAUUUGGUGUACGCCCCCGAGGUUUCGAUUAUUUAAUCUAUGCAGCGGCGGAUCAUCUUUGGUGGUAUCACCCUUCAUGGUAUUCUGGUUUCUGUAUGACCUCGUGGAUAUCAACACGUAGACAUUAUAACAACGAAGAAGAGGUAGUAGAAGAAGUAGAAGAAGAGGAAGAACUAAAUUACGAAGAUAAAGAACUAUAUGAAGAUCUAGAACAAUAUGAAGAUGAAGAACUAGACGAAGAUGAAGAUGAAGAAGAAGAAGAAAGUUACAGAUCUAGGAACUCGUGGAGAUCAAACUUUCAAUUUGGUUCAGUACUAUCUGACCCAAUAGAAGCUUCUCAUAGAGAAACACUUGGUCUGAGUCCUUGGGCUCCUUUAACACUUGAAGAUGUCAAACAUGCGUAUCGAGCUUGUGCAUUAAAAUGGCAUCCUGAUCAUCAUGAUGACUCUACCAAGGCUGAGGCUGAAGCUAAGUUCAAAUUCUGCAAUGUGGCUUAUGAAUCUUUAAUCAAAAUGCUACAGUAAACUAAGACGCAGCAUGG
Messenger RNA from Brassica napus (rape), 1676 nucleotides. RefSeq lists its product as uncharacterized. Lineage: Eukaryota; Viridiplantae; Streptophyta; Magnoliopsida; Brassicales; Brassicaceae. The coding region runs from base 1231 to 1659 and encodes 142 amino acids. The transcript has 3 exons. The record is from RefSeq and is a predicted model, not a curated record.